CAAGUAAGCACAAUACACCCGGCUGUUAAAACAAACAAACAAACUAUCCUCUGAUCAUUGUUAAAAGAGGUGACAUGGAGCAAGGAGUGUUGAAACAUCGACGCACAACUCUUGAGAGAGCUGAGAAAUUCAUCUCAACCAUAUACUUCACAGAUGUCAAUCUCCAGGGAAAGCUGUACCCGAAAAAGGCAGAUGUAAAAUCUUUAACCCACUGGGCAGCACCCAAUUUGAAAGAUGAACACUUGCGAUUUGAGAAGGUAGUAAAGCAGAAAUUCACCCCUGUAAAAGUUGGACAGCAGUUUGGGCCAACAUGGGCAACACACUGGUUCCGGGUGGAUGUGGAGGUGCCAGUGGAGUGGGUGGGAUCUGAGGUUCAUUUGAGAUGGAACUCUGGCUCUGAAGCCCUUGUUUACGUGGAAGGCAAGCCAAGACAGGGUCUGUGCUCGGAAUAUGACAGACUUGAUUAUCCUUUGUCUGAAUCACUUCAAGCAGAUAAUAGAAGCUUCACCGUUUAUAUAGAGAUGGCGUGUAAUGGGAUGUUUGGUGCAGGGGAUAACGGUAUGAUUGCGCCGCCAGACCUGAACCGCCAGUUCACCCUUUCCUGUUGUGAGGUUGCAGUGUUUGACCGGCGAGUGUACAAUCUCAUACGAGAAGUUGAAUUGCUGCAUGAUAUGGCCAAGCAUUUGCCAGAAGGCAGUGAGAGAGGUUACCAGGCCCUGUACACCGUCAACGCAAUGAUCAAUGCCUGCGAUGUGAACGACCCAACCACAUUCCAAAAAUGUCAUGAGAUCUCAAGCAAGUUUCUACAGCAGAAGAAUGGUGACAGUCAACACACAACCUACGCCAUGGGACAUGCCCACAUUGACACGGCAUGGCUGUGGCCUUACAGCGAGACACGGCGUAAGUGUGCCCGGUCCUGGAGCUGUACUAUCCGUCUGAUGGAGAAGUACCCAGAGUUUACCUUCACUUGCUCACAGGCUCAGCAGUUAGAUUGGUUAAGGCGGGACUAUUACGAUCUGUGGUGCGAAAUAAAGAAAUAUGCGAAGGAGGGGAGGUUUAUCCCUGUUGGUGGAACUUGGGUUGAGAUGGAUGGGCUGAUCCCAGGUGGUGAGGCAUGUAUACGCCAGUUUCUGUUGGGCCAGAACUUCUUCGCGCAGGAGUUUGGGGCCCCAUGUAAGGAGUUUUGGCUACCUGAUACAUUUGGGUACUCCGGGCAGCUUCCUCAGAUCAUGAGGCAUUGUGGGAUAUCCCGAUUCUUGACACAGAAACUGAGCUGGAACCUUGUCAACAAGUUUCCACACCACACGUUUUGGUGGGAGGGGAUAAGUGGACACAGGGUCCUGGCCCAUUUCCCACCCGGCAACGACUAUGGGAUGAAGGGAAAAGUUGAAGAGGUAGGACUCAUAAUGUUGUUGAGAUCAUCACAGAACUUCAAGGACAAGGGAAGGUCGGACAAAAGUGCCUUUUUGUUCGGGUUUGGGGAUGGCGGCAAUGGACCUUCGGAGGAUAUGGUGGAGAGAUUGAACAAAAUGAAGGACAUUGAUGGCCUGCCUAGGGUAAAGAUGAGCACGCCGGAUGAGUUUUUCUCUGCAGUGGAAGAAGAAGACGGGGGUAAUCUGUGUCGGUGGACCGGGGAGCUGUACUUGGAGAUGCAUAACGGGACAUACACCACACAUGCCAGGGUAAAGAAAAUGAACCGUUUGUGUGAGAUGUUACUGCAUGAUGUGGAGUUUGUGCACACAGUGGCGUUUAUUGAGCUCAUUGCCCAUGUGUACCCCUAUGGCCAGCUACCCAAACUGUGGAAGCUGCUGCUCCUUAACCAGUUUCACGAUGUUCUCCCAGGCUCAUCUAUUGGCAUGGUUUACAAAGAUGCUCAUGAACACUAUGAAGAAAUAAUGACACAAGGGAAUGAAAUCCUUGCUAAGGGUUUUCGAGACGUUGUUAGGAAAGGCAAUUUUUUGUUCCCGAAGCCUGGCCAGACAAAGUGUAUCAUCAGAAACAACCUGUCAUUUGAUAGGACAGAGGUCAUUGUCAUAGAAACAGAACCCUCAGGGUCAGGUCCAGCUAAAAAGCCAGCUAAAAAGAGACAGAAAAGAAGCCCACAGAAACAAGCUAAGGCUCAGCAGUACAACAGCGAAGGACAUGCCCUCUAUUGUGUGAAUAUUGGUAGCUAUGGUUACAGUUUCCUUGACCCAGUAACCUCUAUCCAACCAGCUGAAGUUCAAGAACAGGAUGGCAUGUAUGUGAUGAAGAACAGUUUGCUGGAGGCCCACAUUGAUCAGCAGGGAAGGGUGGUGCACAUGUACCUGGCUGGAUCCGAUAGGGAUGCUGUUGACAAGGAGUACCCAGCCAACCAGUUUGUGAUGUAUGACGACAUUCCGCUGUACUGGGAUGCAUGGGACGUGAUGGACUACCACAUGGAAACCAGGAAAGCGGUGACGGAUGUGAUAUCUGAGACUGAGGUGCUGGACCAGGGACCUCUCCGGGUCUCCUUGAAGUUUAGCCUGAGGAUCAGUGAUAAGAGUCGGAUUAAUCAGCAGAUAAUCCUGGAUGCUGGCUCACCAUUUCUCAGGUUCAACACUGAGGUGGAAUGGUAUGAGAACAGGCGGAUGUUGAAAGUAGAGUUUCCAACCAGUGUUCACGCCCGUGAGGCCACAUAUGACAUCCAAUUUGGCCACAUCCGGCGACCCAACCACCGCAACACUUCCUGGGAUACUGCAAGAUUUGAGGUGUGUGGCCACAAGUGGUCGGACCUCUCGGAGCAUGGAUUUGGUGUAGCGGUUCUCAAUGACUGCAAGUACGGGCACUCUGCACUCGACAACGUCCUUCGUAUGUCCCUACUGCGCUCCCCGAAGGCCCCUGAUCGUAUGGCGGAUAUGGAGACGCACACCUUUUCAUACGCUCUCAUGCCUCAUGCAGGUAUUAGGAUGGACCCACACACCUUAACAUACGCUCUCAUGCAUCAUUUUGGUACUCUUCAGGAGGCCGAUGUGAACAAACAUGCGUACUGUCUCAACAGCCCGCUGUAUACGGUUAAAAUUGAGUGUGACCUUGACCUUCCACCUUCCACCUCAUUCUUCAGCAUGUCAACCACCCAAGUUGUCCUGGAGACUAUUAAAUUGAGCCAGGCUGACCGCGGUGUAAUAGUGCGCUUUUACGAGGCCCAUGGCGGAACCUGUCGGGCUACCAUGACAACAAGCCUGAGGAGACAGAUAACGAACGCUGUGCUGGUGGAUGGGUUGGAGCUUAAGCUGAAAGGCGAAGAAGACCAAGUGGACCUGACCCACACAGAAAACAGCAUCACUUUCACAAUUAAACCCUUCCAGAUCAUUGCUGUUAAACUCAUCGGCUUCUGAAACUCCUAGAGGAAACAUAAUGAAUGUAUUCAUCCAAGUCCUACAAUACACAACCUUCAGCUAUAUCACUGUUGAUAACAUUUAAGUGUAUAUGGUAAAGUGCGCUUUAAAGAAAGACUGUUAUUUUGUUAAGAUUUCGAGUGACAUUUUAAAUCAUGAACUUGUUUCCAUGUACUGUUAGUUGAAGUUUCCUUGUAUGAUUUGAACUUUUUCUGCUUUUGUAUGAAAAACAUCAACACGAUGUUGUUUUAUGUGUUCCACACACUAUUUUCUUAUAUAAGUAUAUAUAUUUUUGUUCUUCAAGAAAUUGUUAUUCUUUACUUUUGAAUAUAUUUUGCUUCUUCAUUUUCAUUAAUGUCGAAAUACUGCAUACAUGAUCACAAACAUUAGUAAACUAAAUUCAAAGAAUUGAAAUAUAUAUAUAUAUAUAUUCUUUCUAUAAGUCGAAACUUCGUUGGCUUGAACUCCCAGGGACCGGUGAAAAUACCUCGAGCCUCAAAAAAUCGAGCCAGACAGGGAUGCUUACAUUCAGUAUAUAGAAAUCGGUCAUUAGCAUCCAGUUCGAACAAACCAUGAUAUAGCAUUAUUUUGAUGUUUAUUUUGUUGUAUGUUUCUUUCUUGACAAGAAAUAUAUCUACAUUUAAACAGAAAACUCUUCUAGUAUUACAUUGCUUAUGAUUUUAUGCAUGUAAUUAUGCAUAUUUAAUAUCCAUGUGUUAUUAUGUACAUUUAUAUAUCCCUGUAGUGUAACAAGAUUAUUUUUUUUCCACGAAGACGGAAUUGAAUUUCAGGAGUUUACAUGUAAAAUUAUGCAUACAUGAUCACAAACAUUAGUAAACUAAAUUCAAAGAAUUGUAAUAGAUAUAUAUCUAUACAGUCGAAACCUCGUUGGCUUGAACCCCCAGGGACCGGUGAAAAUACCUCGAGCCUCAAAAAAUCGAGCCAGGCAGGGAUGCUUACAUUCAGUAUAUAGAAAUCGGUCAUUAGCAUCCAGUUCGAACAAACGAUGAAUUUGAGCCAAGCGAGUUCGAGCCAACGGGGUUUAAUAUAAAUAUAUAUAUAUAUAUAUAAAGCUGUUGUGCAAGGAAAUAAUACAAGUAAGUUUUGAUGUUUUUUGCCUUACUGGAGGCUAGAGUUUACAACAUUACUCUAUCACAUACGUUGCUAUUUUUAGCCCUCAUAUUCCAAAACUUCUUUGUAAAUUAAUAUUAUUCUGUAAGGUUUAGGGUUUAAAAAGCCUUGGUUUGGGAAAAGGUUGGUUAAAGUUUAGAGCUUAUUUUUAUUUUUUGAUACUUCUUACAUAUUUGUUUGUAAUCUUUCAAUGAAUUUCUGUGCCUUGAAAGUACAAAUUUCCUUGAGGUAUUUCAAGUGCACUUGAGUACACAAAUGAUUAUUUAGAUCAGUUUCUGCUUAAUCAACUCGAGACAGAAUUUUGGUCUUUUGGGUAAACUUUCAUUUAAGAUAUUAUUCAGAACAAAUUCUGUAAAAUCAACUAUAUUUUUUAGGUCUGAUUUCUCCUUUAUUUGGAAGAUUUAUCAGAACAGAUUUUUUUACAUCAACAAUCAAGCUGAUUGCUACAGGAAAUGAUACAGCAUUAUUUUGAUGUUUAUUUUGUUGUAUUUUUCUUUCUUGACAAGAAAUAUAUAUACAUUAACAGAAAACUCUUCUAGUAUUACAUUGCUUAUGAUUAUAUGCAUGUAGUUAUGCAUAUUUAAUUUCCAUGUGUUAUUAUGUACAUUUAUAUAUCCCUCUAGUGUAACAAGAUUAUUUUUUUUCCACGAAGUGUCUUAUACACUCAGACGGAAUUGAAUUUCAGGAGUUUACAUGUAAAAUUAUCACUAAGCAGUUUUAUAUUAUAUUUAAUUCAUAUACAAAUUUAUAAUAAUUAGUUGACAUUUAUGACUGAUUGAAUAAAGUGCCUACAUAAUCCCUUA
Messenger RNA from Mya arenaria, 5290 nucleotides. RefSeq names its product alpha-mannosidase 2C1-like. The transcript has 31 exons. The record is from RefSeq and is a predicted model, not a curated record. Lineage: Eukaryota; Metazoa; Mollusca; Bivalvia; Myida; Myidae. Gene Ontology annotation, molecular function: carbohydrate binding; alpha-mannosidase activity. Bases 75 to 3356 code for a protein of 1093 amino acids. Gene Ontology annotation, biological process: mannose metabolic process; oligosaccharide catabolic process.